Diceros bicornis minor is the source of this 2864-nucleotide messenger RNA. It is a transcript of the gene ZNF775, whose product is annotated as zinc finger protein 775. Gene Ontology annotation, molecular function: DNA-binding transcription factor activity, RNA polymerase II-specific; RNA polymerase II transcription regulatory region sequence-specific DNA binding. NCBI's taxonomy places the organism in Eukaryota, Metazoa, Chordata, Mammalia, Perissodactyla, Rhinocerotidae. Gene Ontology annotation, biological process: regulation of transcription by RNA polymerase II. Gene Ontology annotation, cellular component: nucleus. The coding region runs from base 419 to 2035 and encodes 538 amino acids. The record is from RefSeq and is a predicted model, not a curated record. The transcript is spliced from 2 exons.
CACGUGUGGCAACCUUCACACCCCACCCUGCAGAUGUUGAGAGUGUGGGCGUGAGGUCUGGUCUGGGAGUUAGAAGACCUGGGAUCUUGCCCAGCUCUGCCAUUCAGCCACCUCUGUGACUUGGGCCAUGUCAGUGGCCCUCUCUGGCCUCAGUUUCCUCUUCAUGAAAUGGGAAUUAUGCCUAUUUUACCUGCCUAGCAGGUAUGUGUGCAAUUUAAAAAAAACCCCUGCACAUUUCAACUGAGGUCAUGGGUAGAAAAGCUCUUGAAAAAGAGGGAAUGCAUUCUAUGAGGUGACAGGAGGACUGAGAAUCCCAUUUUGUCCUUGUCCCCGAGACCAACUCUCUUUCUUUGCUCCCAUCUCACCCGCAGACAGCAGGGCAGGGAGCUGCCGCGCUGAUGCCAAGGGGCCUCCAGGGAUGGAGAGUGGCCUGGCUGGCGCCAGCACAGGAGAUGGGCUGCUGAUGAAGAUCAAGCAAGAGAAGCCGGAGUGGCUGCUGCAGACGUCAGUGCCGCAGGGCGCCCUUUCCGAGAAGGAUAAGGAAAACAUUUUCCAGCAGCAUCGGGGCCUCCCGCCAUGCCAGACCAUGGGGAAGCCUCGAGCCUUAGGGAGACAGGAGGAGACCGGGGGUCCAAGGUGGGCGCCUCCCACUGAGCAGGACCGAGGGCUAGCCGGUAGGGCUCCAGGGGCAGCCCCUGGCCCCCUGAACCCCGCUCCUUCUGCUGGCGAGGGUCACUUUGUGUGCCUGGACUGCGGGAAGAGGUUCAGCUGGUGGUCGUCCCUGAAGAUCCACCAGCGCACCCACACCGGGGAGAAGCCGUACCUGUGCGGCAAGUGCGGCAAGAGCUUCAGCCAGAAGCCCAACCUGGCGCGCCACCAGCGGCACCACACUGGCGAGAGGCCCUUCUGCUGCCCCGAGUGCGCCAGGCGCUUCAGCCAGAAGCAGCACCUGCUAAAGCACCAGAAGACCCACUCUCGGCCCGCCACCCUCUCGUGCCCCGAGUGCGAGCGCUGCUUCCGCCACCAGGUGGGCCUCCGCAUCCACCUGCGCGCGCACGCCCGGGACCGCCAGGGCGCCCGCGCCAGCCUCCACGACCUGCUCCGGGACGCCGCGGCCCGCAGGGGCCGUCGCCUGCGGACGGGGCCGCCGCGGGGGCGCCCCGAGUGGGCCUGGCUGGGCCUCUGCCAGGGGUGGUGGCGCCAGCCCGAGGCCCGGACCGCAGUCCCCGCCGCGGCGGGGCCGGGCGAGCAGCGCCAGUUCAUCUGCAACGAGUGCGGCAAGAGCUUCUCGUGGUGGUCGUCGCUGAACAUCCACCAGCGCAUCCACACGGGCGAGCGGCCUUACCCGUGCCCCGAGUGCGGGCGCCGCUUCAGCCAGAAGCCCAACCUCACGCGGCACCUGCGCAACCACACGGGCGAGCGCCCGCACCCCUGCCCGCUCUGCGGCCGCAGCUUCCGCCAGAAGCAGCACCUGCUCAAGCACCAGCGCACGCACCUCCGCGGCGCCCAGGCGGCGCGCUGCCCCAGUUGCGGCCAGAGCUGCCCAAGCCCCGCGGCGCUGCGGGCCCACCAGCGCGCGCACGCCGCCGCCGAGGCCGGGCUGGGCGCCGCACCGCGCUCGGAGCCCCAGGCCCAGGGGCCCCCGGGCCUGUCGGCGCCGCCGCGCAGCCCCCAGCCGGCGCGGGGUGCUGGGACCGUGCUGUGGGGCCGAGCGCGGGCGGGCCUGGCCGGGCCCGGCGAGCAGCGCCAGUUCAUCUGCAACGAGUGCGGCAAGAGCUUCUCGUGGUGGUCGGCGCUCACCAUCCAUCGGCGCAUCCACACGGGCGAGCGGCCCUACCCGUGCCCGGAGUGCGGGCGCCGCUUCAGCCAGAAGCCCAACCUCACGCGCCACCGGCGCAACCACACAGGCGAGCGGCCCUACCUGUGCGCCGCCUGCGGCCGCGGCUUCAGCCAGAAGCAGCACUUGCUCAAGCACCAGCGCGUCCACCGGGGGGCCCUGGCGCCUACCCCCAGCGCCAAGGACGAGGCGCUUUAGCGCGCCUGGACUCCAGCAGACCCCCCAGGGGGUGCUUGCGGGGGUGCGGGUGGGGAGUGGGGAAUGGUCAGGAAUAGUGGCUUUUAGGACCCCGGGGGGUAAGACGCUAUCAAAAGGUGGUUUCCUCAAGGCUCUGAAGGCCUGAGAACAGAAUUCCAGAAGCAUCCCGUAGGGGGAACGAGAAAGUUCCGGGGCGGGCAGAAGGAGGAAGUAAGAUCAAAUAUUCUUCGCCUUGGAGCCUCCGCCUGUAUAGUUCCUCAGAGGCGGGACCCCAGCCCUCAGGCACCGAGUGACUGGGCUGUGGGUGCUCUGGGAGAGGCUCCUUGGUGUGAAAUGGCCCAGGCCUGGACUGGUCAGCUGUAGCACCAGCGUGUCACACUCGGGCUGUGGGAUGGCCAGGGGCCGUCCCCGUGGGAGAGUCUUCACAGACUCACAGACACCGAGGAUGGAAGCCAGAAGCUGUGACUGAGGCGGGGCAAGCGUAUUCACAGUGCCAAGGGCAGGCCCUGCACUUAACGGCCAUUCAGUACAUUUUUGGAAGGAGUGAAUGGUUCCAUGGUCCUUAACCCCGAGUACCCUGCUGCACAGAGUACGGGACCCUAGGCUGCCCUGACCCUAGGACUGGUAUGUGUGUGGUGGUCAGGGGCUGGGGCACAAGGAGGGUGGUCUCAGCUGAGGUUUGGUGGCUUGAGGAGGGACUGCGGCAGGAGAGAGCUAAAUGUGCUGCUCCUGCUUGUGGGCUGGGGCCUGCCAUGUGGCUGAUUGGCAAACUUGGAUCCUUAUCAAUGGCGGUGUUGCAGAAGAGGAAAAUGAAGGAUUGACUGUCUCA